AGACGAAAUGACUCCUAUUCGCGAUUGAAAGAUACCAAUUUGCUGCUGUCAUAUUAAAAUUGUCUGCAUGUUCAGUUGACUAGCUCAGUUAGUUAGGCCAGUACGUUUGACCUAUUUGUGCACGAAAGUUGGGAAGGAAAAUGGCAAUAUCCAUCACCGCUCCUCGUGAAAGACGAGUUUGUGAUGAAUUUACAGAACCUCAACGAUUAGUAACACCAGGAGCAACCAUUACAGCCGACACAGAUUUUAUGAGGGGCCAUGGAACUUAUAUGGAAGAAGAUGAACUUAUAGCAUCUGUGGCAGGAGUGGUAGAGACUGUAAACAAACUCAUCAGUGUCCGGCCUCUCAAAACAAGAUACAAUGGAGAAGUCGGUGAUGUCAUCGUUGGAAGAAUACAGGAGGUCGGACAGAAGAGAUGGAAAGUAGAUGUCAAUUCCCGUCUUAAUGCCAUCUUGAUGCUAUCUGCCGUCAACCUUCCUGGAGGAGAGCUCAGGAAGAGAUCGGCUGAGGAUGAACUAAAGAUGCGUCAAUACCUCACUGAGGGAGAUCUUAUUAGCGCUGAGGUCCAGUCUGUAUUUUCAGAUGGUGCCCUCUCACUGCACACAAGGAGUCUCAAGUAUGGGAAGCUGGGACAGGGUAUCAUGGUGCGAGUGUCGCCCUCUCUCAUCAAGAGACGGAAAACUCACUUCCACAACCUGACCUGCGGAGCUUCCAUCAUCUUGGGUAACAAUGGCUAUGUCUGGAUCAGUAGGACACCAACAGAAGAGGAGGAAGCACCAGAUGGGGGCUUCAUUCAAAAUCUUGAACCCGUCCUUGAUGAGGACCGGAGGGUGUUGGCACGGUUACGGAACUGCGUCUUAGGUCUGGCUGAUCACAGGAUGAUGUUGUAUGACACCAGUGUCAUCUAUACCUAUAAUGCCUCAGAGGAAUAUCCAGUUGCCGAUCUGCUGAACCCUGACGUCAUGAAAGAAGUCAUACUCUUGGUACGACAGAAGCUGAGUCAAGAAGCAACGUAACAGAUCCUUCAAGAACAUUCCAUGGCUCAGGCAUGUGCUUUGAUUAGAUUCUCCUGGCAGAGGCCUUCUACAUGUACAUCGCAUGGUCUGACCAGAGACUCGGUCGAACCCUGCUACCAUAUGAUCUGUCACUAAAGUAAAACGUAUAAGACAUGAAAAAGUUUCCAGGGUCAGACGCAAAAAUUGAUAAGGUUCUCCUGGCAGAAACCAUCUACAUGUACAUCGCAUAGUCUGACCAGAGACUAGGUUUAACUCUUCUUCUGUGCGGUCUGUCACCAAGUGAAUCAGAUAACACAUGAAAAAAAAAGGCUCCAGGGUCAGAUGCAAGGAUUGACAAGAUUCUCCUGGCAGAAUCCUGGAGAGUUUAUCAUGAAGUGUCUUGUCAGUGAUUUUCACUGGCAAAUUUGCUCUGAGCCAAUCAGAUUCAAGGAUUUCAGUAGCUGAUAACAAAAAGUCUGUGAAAAUCACUAACGAUCUAUUUCAUGAAAUGCCCUAGGGUAGGUUGCAUCAUGAUUCAUUGAUCGGAGACAAUUCUCCUCUCUUGUGGCUAGCCACUACAAAGCGAAGUAAAGAGGAACAGGCAUAUCAAAGGGAGGAAUGGAGAAAGUGUACAUAUAUGUGGGCAUGUGGCUGUAAUUUAACUACUGGUAAACCUUCUCAAAGAAAUAAGCAAGAACCAGAACCUGAUCUGACCAUUAGCCAGCCAUUGUCUCAUGUUCUUGGUGGACUCAAUUUUUUUUUAAAUUACAUUGAAUCAGAUUCCAACAAAGAGCACCUGGAACAAACGUUCAGUUUUGGUGCUUCAUUGAAUAUAUUUGAGCAUGAUCAUGAUUUUAAUGCAAGAAGUGGAAUUAGUAUAUAACUCUGAUAUAUUUUCACACCGAUUGUAUCAAUACAAUUUCAUAGAAUAGUAUCAUCGAUGAUGCAUGUGACACUGUGCUGAUUUUGGUCACAGAAACACAUUUGAUUUACCAGAUUGUGACUUACUGGGGAUGGGGGCUACCAUCCCCUCGCCCCCUCCCCAAGUCAGAGAGGUGCUUGAAAUAGUCCAGUACAGAACACAAAUGAAAAUCUGAUUAACAAUCAAAAUUUCAUGAAUAAUGGUGUCGUGCCAUUUUCAACAGGAAAUCUCAAAUGGUGUCCUUGAUGUCUCUGUUGCAGUACUGGUAUAAUUUAUUGCUGCUGUGCUGAUGAAACCUUGUAUCUCAAAAUUUAAAUAUUUUGAUGACAGCUCAGAAUAAGCUAGAUUUUUAGAGUUAUAACACAGGUAGCAACCUUCUUUUGCCUCAAAAGAGUUCUUGUAUCAGGAGAAUGUUUUCGGGCAAUAUGAGACUGAUAUUGCUAUAUUUUUAAAAUUCAGCCUUUUCUAAGCUGUCCUCAAAAUUUCUACAAGGUUGUCUUGGCCCAGCAGCGUUAUAUCAUAUAAAGGAGACUGUAGAUAGGAUGGUUCAUUGAAUAUUAUAAUGCAAGUACUAGAGAAUGAGCUAUAUGGUUGUCUAGGAUGAUCAAGUGAUAGUAAUAUGCAUGAGUGGUGAUGAGAUUACCACCUGUUUAUAGCAACCAAGGGAUAACAUAGAAGGAUAAUGAAUAACAUUAUGCCUUAAUUGAUCAGCUUAUAAUCUUCAAAUUCCUUCUUUGCCACAUUUUUAUUGUUAUAUUUUAUGUGUAUUGGGAAUAUACAGAUUGAUAAUCAAUAUUUUACAAGUUUAAAAUUUAUUAAUUUGAAUGUGAAAAGGUGACUUUAAAACUUUGGUUUCAAUCACAUCGUCAUUUUAAGGAUUUUGGUGAUCAUUUUCUUUUUCUUUUUUUGCGCUAUUGAAGGAAAGGUACUGAUGCAUUAAAAUUGGCCAAGUAUGUUUAUUACUUUUUCUCAUGUGAAUUUCUUUUUUACAAUAUUCCAUAUUCAUACUUGCUUUGUUUUUAAUUCUAAGAUAUCAAAUUUGCUUUACUGUAGUUUUACUUGAUGAUAAAAUCACUGUAUUAUUACAGUCUGCAGAUAAAAAGCACUUACAAGUUGAAAACACUGGUAUGAAGUGUAUGAUUGAGAAUAUUUGUGAUACCAAUUUGCAAAUAAAAUUACUGUAAAAAUACACAAAAACUGCCAA
Lytechinus pictus (painted urchin) is the source of this 3121-nucleotide messenger RNA. RefSeq names its product exosome complex component RRP4-like. The record is from RefSeq and is a predicted model, not a curated record. NCBI's taxonomy places the organism in Eukaryota, Metazoa, Echinodermata, Echinoidea, Temnopleuroida, Toxopneustidae. Gene Ontology annotation, cellular component: cytoplasmic exosome (RNase complex); nuclear exosome (RNase complex). The transcript is spliced from 8 exons. Bases 141 to 1016 code for a protein of 291 amino acids. Gene Ontology annotation, biological process: U4 snRNA 3'-end processing; nuclear polyadenylation-dependent rRNA catabolic process; poly(A)-dependent snoRNA 3'-end processing. Gene Ontology annotation, molecular function: RNA binding.